This is a messenger RNA of Cicer arietinum (chickpea), 6853 nucleotides long. RefSeq names its product 1-phosphatidylinositol-3-phosphate 5-kinase FAB1B. Gene Ontology annotation, molecular function: 1-phosphatidylinositol-3-phosphate 5-kinase activity; ATP binding; metal ion binding. Gene Ontology annotation, biological process: phosphatidylinositol phosphate biosynthetic process. NCBI's taxonomy places the organism in Eukaryota, Viridiplantae, Streptophyta, Magnoliopsida, Fabales, Fabaceae. Gene Ontology annotation, cellular component: endosome membrane. The record is from RefSeq and is a predicted model, not a curated record.
AAAAAAAAAAAUGCAAAUGGAGAAGUCAUUACUCGAAUUUCAUAACCAAAAAUCCGAUUUUUCUAAUGAUCCAUGCUUUUCCAAAUUCAUAUAAACGGAUAGCAUUAUAGAGAGUUGUUUGUUACAAUCAUUAAUACUUUUAUUUAUUUAUUAUUAUUAUUAUUAUUAUUAUUCCCCUCAAUUUCAGAUAUUACUCAUCAAUUAUAGGAUCAUUUUGUGGAUUACGAUUAUGUUUGUCAAGAUCCAAUUUUGAAGUCGUAGAUGAUUGGUUCUACAACGCAUCGUUUCUGGGUCGGUGUUUUUUUCCCUUGAUUUUUCUUCAUCCCUCUCCGUUUGAAGUUUUUGGUGUAACAGAUUCUAUUGGCUACUUGGUGCAAAUUUUGUUUGCAACCCUAUUAUUGAUUGAUUGAGUUGAGAAGGAUCUGAUUGUAAUCUUGUGUAAAUGAGGGAUUUUGAUCAGAAUUGGACGGAACUUUGUGUUUGAUUUUCCUGUUUGAUCAUCUGGGUUCCUUUGAUUUGUUUGAUUGAUUGGUUAAAGAAUUUAGGUUUUUUAAUUUGGGGUUAAAGUUUUCAUGACCUUUUGAGUUGGCAUUUUUGUAUCAAGCUUUUUUCAUUUUUCUUUUAUGAGCUUUUUUUGUCUCUCCUGGUUGUUAUAAGGUGACUUGUUCCAUCAUUCAUUUACUUGGACUUUGGUUUGUUUGAAAUUUAUUGUUGAGUUAUGUUGUAGUUAUUGUUUAGUAGUGAAGAGUGAUUUUGUAGGAGCUGAAUUGUUGAGUUGUUAAGAGAAAUAGGGUUCUUUUAUUGAUAAUUAGAAUUCAACAAGUUUCAAUAGAGGUGGUAAUUGAUCUUUUUCCGAGCGUGGAUUUGGAUUUCAAUGAUGAAGUUGUUGUAUAGAACCGCAAUCUGCCUUGUUGUGGUUGGGGAUUGUUUGUGGAUGUAGAAGAGGCGGAUUUCAGAAUUUUAGGGUUUGUAAUUGAGUUGUGACUUACAAGUAUAGCGGCUUAGUAUCUUCAAGGUUGGCUAUUCUUGAUUAGUUCGCUAUUCUGAAAUGGUUUGUUAGAAUUGGCAAAUGGGAGAAUCAUGAUGAAUGCAGAAGCUAGGUUGUUUGUCAAUGGAUGCAAUAGACAAGACCUUUUCUGAACUUGUCAGUAUCAUUAAAUCAUGGAUUCCCUGGCAAUCUGAGCCAGCAAACGUGUCUAGGGAUUUUUGGAUGCCGGAUCACAGUUGUAGAGUAUGCUACGAGUGUGAUUCCCAGUUUACUAUCUUUAAUCGCAGACACCAUUGUCGUCUUUGUGGACGAAUUUUCUGUUCCAAGUGUACAACAAACUCGGUUCCUGCCCCAUUUAGCAGCCAAAGGAAUUCUUGGGAUGAGUCGGAAAAGAUUCGUGUGUGCAAUUACUGUUACAAGCAAUGGGAGCAGGGUAUAGUUACUUUUGAUAACGGUGGUCAGGUUUCCAAUCUCGAACGAACAAUGUCAACGUCGAGCGUGGCUAGCAGUAAAACCAGUGCCACCGCUAACAGUAGUAACAUUACUAUUUGCUCCAUGCCUUAUUCAGUUGGAUCUUAUCAACAAAUCCAACAGGGUUCAUGUGUGAACCUACAUCAAUCACCUAUGAGGGGAAAAGAUACUGAUAGGGAAGGUUUAUCAUCAGCCUUAGGAGGGAGGAAUAUUGAUCUUGUAGCAGACCUAGGGGACCCUUUACCAAAGCAAUAUGGCUUCUCAUCGAACAGGAGUGAUGAUGAUGAGGAUGAGUAUGGUGUAUAUCGGUCAGAUUCUGAUAUGAGGCAAUAUCCUCAAGUGAGUAGCUACUAUGGACAAGCUGUGCUUGACGGGAUAAGCAACAUUGAUGGCUCACCGAAAGUGCAUCCCGACGGAGAAAACAUUGAUGCAAAACUUUCAAACUACAAUUUUGAUGCACAGAGUUUGGAGGGAACACCAGUUAUUUCAAAGAAUGAAGAUGAACCAGAUAUCUGUGAUGAAAAUGAAGCACCUUCCUCGUUAUAUGUUUCAGAGGAUGUUGAUGCUGAACCUGUUGAUUUUGAAAAUAAUGGACUUCUGUGGCUCCCUCCGGAACCAGAAGACGAAGAAGAUGAUCGGGAAGCGAUUCUUUUUGACGACGACGAUGAUAAUGAGGGGAACAGCACCGGAGAGUGGGGUUAUCUGCGCAAUUCAAGCAGUUUUGGAAGUGGGGAGUCUCGACACAGAGAUAGGUCAAAUGAGGAGCACAAGAUGGUAAUGAAGAAUGUAGUUGAUGGGCACUUUAGGGCAUUGGUAUCUCAGCUGUUACAGGUAGAGAACCUACCGGUUGAAGACAAUGACAAAAACAGUUGGUUGGAAAUAAUCAUAUCUUUGUCAUGGGAAGCUGCUAAUUUACUGAAACCAGAUAUGAGCAAAGGUGGAGGGAUGGACCCGGCUGGUUAUGCUAAAGUCAAAUGCAUAGCAUGUGGGCACCGCAUUGAAAGUGUGGUGGUUAAAGGAGUUGUUUGUAAGAAAAAUGUUGCUCAUCGGAGAAUGAGGUCAAAAGUGGAUAAACCUCGCUUGUUGAUCCUUGGAGGGGCUCUUGAAUAUCAGCGUGUAACCAAUCUCUUGUCUAGUGUAGAUACCCUAUUGCAGCAGGAAAUGGACCAUCUGAAGAUGGCAGUGGCAAAGAUAGCUUCACACCAGCCAAAUAUCCUUCUGGUAGAGAAAUCGGUUUCUCGAUAUGCACAGGAAUAUCUUCUUGCCAAAGACAUAACUCUGGUUCUCAAUGUAAAGAGACCGCUUUUGGAGCGCAUAGCACGUUGCACAGGCACUCAAAUAGUGCCUUCAAUUGAUCAUCUUUCGUCACAAAAGUUGGGUUUCUGUGAAACAUUGCGUGUUGAAAAGUUUCUUGAAGACCUAACUGGUGCUGGUCAGGGUGCGAAAAAAACAGUGAAAACAUUGAUGUUUUUUGAAGGUUGCCCAAAACCAUUAGGUUGCACAAUUUUACUUAGAGGAGCUGACAUGGAUGAACUGAAAAAGGUAAAGCAUGUGGUUCAGUAUGCAGUUUUUGCUGCAUACCAUUUGGCUAUGGAAACAUCUUUUCUUGCUGAUGAAGGAGUCUCCUUGCCGGAACUUCCAUUAAACAGUCUGGCCCUUCCAAAUAAAGCAUCAUCCAUUCAAAGGUCCAUCUCAACGGUUCCUGGUUUUAGUGUUCCCGGCAAUGAAAAGUCUCAGGGCCAAGAACCCAACACUGAACCACGGAGAACCAAAAGUGUCACAAUGGCUGAACUAUCCUUAUCUAUUGGUUCUUCUCAAUCUACGCCACCUGGAUCAGAUCUUAACCAUUCAACUGCCUUGUACUCCACCAUUGUUGCUUCAGGAGAUGAAAUUCCCGAUCCAUACCGCACGAAGCUUCUUUUGUGCACGAAUAAAGAGAGAAAUGAUACGGACUCUAAUCAACCUUCGGUGAAAGGAACUUCUAUGGUGGAUAACACUCCGGUAGUCAUGGAUGAUCCCUUUGCAAAUGAUUCUGAAAGUGCAGAGAAAAUAUAUCAAGGCAUUUUAGCUUCAAAUACUCGAAAUGGUCAUAGCCAAAUCUAUGCAAAUCAAUUAAGUGCUUCAGAGUCGUUAUCUCCAAAUUAUGCUCAAAACCAUACUGUAAUCACAUAUGAAGAACCAGUUCCUCAAAAAGAAGAGUUUCCUCCAUCUCCCUCUGACCAUCAAAGCAUUUUGGUGUCUUUGUCCUCCCGGUGCGUAUGGAAAGGAACUGUGUGUGAGAGGUCGCAUCUAUUUCGAAUUAAAUACUAUGGAAGCUUUGACAAACCAUUGGGUCGGUUUCUGCGGGACCAUUUAUUUGAUCAGGGUUAUCGAUGUCAUUCUUGUGAUAUGCCAUCGGAAGCACAUGUGCAUUGUUAUACUCAUCGACAGGGAACGCUUACCAUAUCAGUCAAGAAACUACCAGAAAUUAUCCUUCCUGGUGAAAGGGAGGGAAAGAUUUGGAUGUGGCAUAGGUGCUUGCGGUGUCCAAGAAUCAACGGCUUUCCUCCUGCCACACAGAGAAUAGUAAUGUCUGAUGCUGCUUGGGGUUUAUCGUUUGGAAAAUUUUUAGAGCUCAGUUUCUCAAACCAUGCUGCAGCCAGCAGGGUGGCAAGCUGUGGCCAUUCUCUUCACAGAGAUUGUCUUCGUUUUUAUGGAUUUGGGAAAAUGGUUGCUUGUUUUCGAUAUGCAUCAAUUGAUGUUCACUCAGUCUACCUUCCACCACACAAACUGAAUUUUGAUUAUGGGAAUCAGGAUUGGAUACAGAAAGAAUCCAAUGAGGUGGUCAACCGAGCAGAGCUUUUAUUCUCUGAAAUACUCAAUGGUCUUAGUCAAAUUGGAGAGAAAAGAUCUAGCGCAGCCCAAACCAGUAGCGGCCAGAAAACACCUGAAUUAAGACGCCAAGUUGCUGAACUGGAGGGGAUGUUGCAAAAGGAGAAACUGGAAUUUGAGGAAACUCUUGAAAAGAUUAUGAACCAAGAAAAGAGAAAUGGGCAACCUGGGAUCGACAUUCUGGAAAUUAAUCGAUUGUGGAGGCAGUUGCUUUUCCAAUCAUAUAUGUGGGAUAACCGCCUUAUUUAUGCAGCCAGCUUAUCUAAUUCCAACAGUGAAACUUGUUCAAUUUCAGAGGAUAAGGAAAUACCUCCUAUAGAUGAAAGUUUGACGACUGCGGUCUCCUUGGCAGGAAGGGGAUUCAGUAGUGUUGACUCCAUUCACAGCGAUCCAACGCAGUCAGAUGCAUUUCAUCAAGAAAUCGACAUGGCCAAAAAUAAGCAAAACGAGAAAGAAGAACAACCUAAUCUUUCGAGCAGCAAAAGCAUAAAUGAUCAAUCUGACCUUUUAGAACUUGAAUGGGGUGUUCGCAGAGCUCUCUCUGAAGGGCCAUUUCCUGUCGUACCUAGUUUGUCUGAUACACUUGAUGCAAAAUGGACAGGUGAAAACCACUCAGGAAUUGGAACUCAAAAGGAAAGCACUUCCGUAAUUAACCUUGAUAUAUCUAUGGCAGAUGCUUUGACGACCACUACACAAAGAGAAACAUACUAUCUCGGAGAUCGCAUGGAAGACCAGAAUGGCUCCAAGAGUAUCUAUUCUGCUUCUAAAGGUCAUGAUAGUAUGGAAGACUCUUUAAGUUGGUUAGGAAUGCCAUUUGUAAACUUCUAUCGCCAAUUUAACAAGAAUUUGUUUGCUAGUAGCCAGAAGUUUGAAACACUGGUCGACUAUAAUCCUGUUUUUGUAUCAUCUUUCGGGAAGCUGGAACUCCAAGGUGGGGCAAGGAUGCUUCUUCCGAUUGGUGUUAAUGAUACUGUAAUUCCAAUAUAUGAUGAUGAACCCUCGAGUAUUAUAGCAUAUGCCUUGAUGUCACCAGAAUAUCAUUCCCAAUUAUUGGAUGAAGGAGACAGACCAAAAGAAGGUUCUGAGUUGGCCUCAUCAUAUUUUUCUGAGUCUGGUGCUUUCCAGUCGUUUUCAUCUGCUGACGACAAUGCUUUUGAUUCUCAGAAAAGUUUUGGGUCGAUAGAGGAUAUGAUAUUGUCCAUAUCUGGUUCUCGUAACUCGUCUAUAUUGGACCCGGUGUUGUAUACAAAAGCUAUGCAUGCAAGAGUUUCCUUUGGAGAAGAUGGUCCCCUUGGCAAGGUAAAAUAUUCUGUGACUGGUUACUAUGCGAAGCGAUUUGAAGCCUUAAGAAGAGUCUGUUGUCCUUCAGAGCUCGACUAUAUAAGGUCUCUGAGUCGAUGUAAGAAAUGGAGAGCUCAAGGUGGGAAGAGUAAUGUAUUCUUUGCAAAAACCUUGGAUGAUCGAUUUAUCAUCAAACAAGUUACCAAAACCGAGCUCGAAUCAUUCAUAAAAUUUGGUCCCGAAUACUUCAAGUACCUUUCUGAAUCCAUAGGAACUGGAAGUCCAACAUGCCUGGCCAAGAUUCUUGGCAUAUACCAGGUUACGUCGAAGCAUCUUAAAGGAGGUAAAGAGUCAAGGAUGGAUGUUUUGGUUAUGGAGAAUCUUCUAUUUAGGAGGACUGUGACACGACUUUAUGAUCUCAAAGGAUCUUCCAGGUCUCGGUAUAAUCCAGAUAGUACAGGGAAAAACAAAGUUCUUCUGGACCAGAACUUGAUUGAAGCAAUGCCAACUUCUCCUAUUUUUGUCGGAAACAAGGCCAAAAGAUUGUUAGAAAGAGCUGUCUGGAAUGAUACUGGUUUUCUUGCAUCAGUUGAUGUAAUGGACUAUUCAUUACUUGUUGGUGUGGAUGAAGAGAAACAUGAGUUAGUUCUUGGAAUAAUUGAUUUCAUGAGGCAAUAUACAUGGGACAAACAUCUUGAAACAUGGGUGAAAGCUUCAGGAAUCCUUGGAGGACCAAAGAACACAUCACCAACAGUUAUAUCACCAAAACAAUACAAGAAAAGGUUCAGAAAAGCAAUGACCACUUACUUUCUCAUGCUUCCAGAUCAGUGGUCUCCUCCAUCUCUUAUUCCUAGUCUUUCUCAAAGUGAUUUAUGUGAAGAAAACAAUACAACACAACAGUCUAGGACUUUAGCUGAAUGAUUCUUUCUUUCAUGUGUUUUUGUAAAUUUUACUACUUUCAUUUUGGGAAUAAUCAAUUCCCCCUAUAUUUUUUUGUUUGUUUUUGGUUUUGCAAUUAUAUAUAGGAAUUCUUUUGGUUGAAUUGUAAUUUGGUCAUAUCAAUUAUUUGUUAGAAGAUACACACAAAGGGGGCUUGUUAGAAGCCACAUGGUGUUUGUCUGGGGUAAUAGUAUUUGAUGACCUCUGGAUGAAAAUCUAUGUACAAAAAACAUAUAGUCAUGUUUUCAGCAUCAAGUUAUAUACAUGUAUAAUUUUUCAGACUUGCUUUUGAGUUAUCUCAAA